AUGUCAACUCAGCGGAGUGGCCAUCUGGAACGGACGGCUCAGGAGCCACGGGAUGAGAGUCUUCUCAAGGUGAGGCUUGGUAGCAUAGACCAAGUAAAUGAGCGGAUUCGGCUGUUUCGCUUGUAUCUUGAAUCAGGACCAGUCAAUUUCUCAGCUGGCCAGUGGUUAGAUACGUAUGUCCCAGAUAUCCCCAAGCCAGGUGGCUUCACCAUCACGUCUUCACCUCGUGCCGCUGCCGACCCAAACGCCCCUUACUUUGAGCUAGCAGUCCAGGAUUCGCCAUAUAAUCCUCCUGCGGCUUGGCUCUGGCGCUCGCCGUCCGAAAUUCUUGGAUCCCAGUUGCAAGUACGUGUUGGGGGAAGUUUUGUCUUUCCUCCAAACGAAAUACCUCUUGGUGAGAUACGCCGGGUGGUGUUUGUCGCGGGCGGCGUUGGGAUCAAUCCAUUUGCCAGCAUGCUGGGCUGGACAGCUGAAGAGGCCUGCAACCUUGAUGUGAAGGUAUUGUAUGCGAGCAAGAUACCCACGCAAGGACUGAACGGUGUUCUUUUCCUAGAAAGAAUCAGAGCGUGGUUCAGAGAGAAGAAGCUCAGCGGUGAUCUGAAAGUCUUUGCAACGGGGGAACCUGGCGAACUUGAAGGUGGUAGUGAGCUUGAAGUGCUAAGGAGGAGGCUUACCAUUCAAGAUGUAAGAGAGGCUAUUGGUGGGCAGGAGGAUGAUUGUGUUGCAUACGUAUGUGGUCCUGCGGCGAUGACAGAUGAACUCGUUGAGGGUCUUACAAGAGAUGGCGGAAUGGAUAAGAAACGAGUUAUGCUAGAGAAGUGGUGGUAG
Messenger RNA from Fusarium sp. VM40, 828 nucleotides. NCBI's taxonomy places the organism in Eukaryota, Fungi, Ascomycota, Sordariomycetes, Hypocreales, Nectriaceae. The record is from the annotation of a GenBank genome assembly.